Messenger RNA from Nezara viridula (southern green stink bug), 3095 nucleotides. The record is from the annotation of a GenBank genome assembly. NCBI's taxonomy places the organism in Eukaryota, Metazoa, Arthropoda, Insecta, Hemiptera, Pentatomidae.
AAUUGAUAAUGAUUUCGCUUUUAAAAAAUACGAUUAAAUGAAACUAUCCUUAAGAACUGCAUACAAAUAAAUUAUAUUCGACCUACAAUUAUGAGUACAAGGAAUACAAAGAGAUCAUUGCAGAAAACAAAAAUUUUUAUAAAUAUUUUUAAUUUUGUAAUCAACAAAAUAUAUUUCCAAAUACAUAUGUGUCAAGAAUAUCAAGCAUUUCAAUCUAUUUGAGGUAAAGCUUCAUUUAAUUUCUUAUAAGGUCUCGUCCUAUAUCACCGAGCAUACGAAAAAAAAUCACAUUGUUAUUGAAUAUUGAAUAAAAAAGGGAUGCCUCCAAAAGCUAAAUCAAAGAAACCAAAGAAGGUGGAUCCUUCAGAUAAGGAUGUAAAAUUAAAAGAAACUCCAACAAUUAAAACAGAAUCUUCAGAAUUCGAUAGAAAAUCAGACAGUGAUGACGAUACCAUAAACAGAACUGAACUUUAUUGCACUGAUCCAUAUGAUUAUGUAAUACUUUUGAAAUGUGAAGAAGUAACAGCCAUAGUCCAAGCGUGUGACUUGCUCUAUGAGCAUAUCAUCAAGAAUCCUGAGUUUGGUGAGGAAAUUAUAGGUCUAGGUGCAGUGGAGGAUGUUCUCAAUAGUCCCAACUACAGUCACCCUUAUUAUAAUGGGGCGAGGUACCGUUUCUUGAGCAAGCUAUAUGAGAUGUAUCCUGAGGCCAGGUCAAAGUUAAACAAAAGGCAUGACUUCCUAAGGAUGGCAAUGAAAAAUGCAGCUGAGACACAAGAUGUGCCCUUGAAAGCCUAUUCCUUGUUAUAUUGCUCAAAGCUUACUGAAAAUCAUCAAGCCAUGGUUUAUGAAUUCAACGAGCUUUAUGGUGUUGAGUUAUUUUUUUGUGACUAUCUGCCUUGCUCUGACAUCGAUGUAAAAUGCAAUGCUCUUGGGCUAAUGAAGAAUCUAUUGGAUUACGAAAAAACGACUCUUGCCUUGAUCCAGGCACACUCUUUUAGCUUUGUGGAACUGGUGGACCAGUGUGGCUGUCCAUAUCCUGAGAUUCAAAACAGAGCCCUUGAUGUCAUAAUUAAAUUGAUGAGUUAUAAGGAGAAGAAAGAGAAUGUCCAAGGAAUGUUUAUACGUGCAGGAGGAAUAGAAAUACUUUUUCAAUUACUUAAUGUAUUUCAAUGGAAGGAUGUCCAUGCCAAAGUGCAUCAGGCUUUAAGAAUCUUACUUGAUAAUCCUGACCACUUCCAAAUAUUUGAAGAUUUGAAUGGUAUUGAGAGGCUGUCAAAUUAUGUCAAUUUUAUUAUGGACGACGAUUUGAUAGCAGAGGAUUUAAGCACACUUUUAACUAUUGCACAUAAAUUUGAAGGAAGAAUGAUUCUUUUAAGGAACAACACAAUAGACACAUUUGUUGAUGUUUUAAACGAUGGUUCUCAAGAGUCCAAAAUGCAUGCAUGUGAAGGAAUUCGCUUGCUGGCAAAUGAGACAUUAGGGGUCAUUUAUUUGGGUCAAAGGGAUCCUUCCAAAACAUUGACUUCUUUGAUGCUGGAUGAUGAUAAUUCACCAGAACUGAGAUGUAGUUGUGCUUGCACUUUAGACGUGCUGGCUAAAUCUUCUCCAGUAGCAAAGUUGCAGCUGAGCAAGAAAAGUAAUUUCGUAGGAUUGGUGAAGCUGCUUGAAAAACCCUUAAAAUUGACGUUAGACUGUACAUGUUUGGUAUUGGAAACCAUAUCAACAUUGAUAUCUAUUCCUGCACGCCUUACAAAGAUCUUGGUAUUAGAACUAACAGAAAAUACAUUGGCGCUUAUUGAAGAUGAUGACUGGACUACUAAUAAAGUGCAACUGCUAGCCUUCGAGGUUUUGACUUGGACACUGCAGCGGCAGAGUGGUAGGGACUGGUUCAUCGGGCUCAGUGGUGUACCGAGGGUGAUGAAGAAGCUUUACAGGACUUCUGACCCGGAGGUCCUCAACAGCGCCGGUCUGCUGCUGAGGAUGGCGGUAGAACAGGAUUCCACUCUUGCUGAGAUAUUCUUCAAAGCUGGUCUAGUCAGAUGGCUCAUCGAACACAAGCAUCUUUGGAAGAAGAGUCCUCGCUUGGAGACAGCCACGUACACAAUUUUCCGUUACGACCUCUCACUCAAAUUAGAGUACUGGGGCCGGUUGGAUGUCACUGACAUCACAGCGGAUGGAUUCUUCUGCCGAAGGUUGGAUAGAGUCGAAAACUACGUUAACAGUUCAGACAUCUGGAGAGAAGACAUCAGUCCUAGACGUCCGGUGUACACUGUUGUUAUGGACGCCGACGUUAGACCAAAAAAAGAGGAUUCGAUUUCUUUGUUUUCGUUCGACAAGAAGGACGACAUCAGCAGUUCCAGAAACUACCAGGAUUCAGUCGCGUCCGAUUCCAAAUUGAGUUUCUAUGCUACAAGACUAAUUUCGAAGGCUUAUGGACAGAAAUCGAAACAUACAGAAAUUGAUACAAGAUUAAAAAAAAUGUACACAAAGCUAAAACGGCAGUUAGAAGAUAUCUCUGAAGCAACGAGAACAAGGAGAAAUAAAUUUUCAAGAAAAUGGAUUCAGGACAGAGUCAGUGCAAUCGCUUCGGUAGUCGAUGACGCCUUAUCAGGCCGGUGCGACAAAAACGAAUGCACUUACCACACAUUCGAACUGCACAUUCAGGAACUGAAGUUAAAACUGAAUUCUUCAGUGAUCCCCCUGGGUAUGCUGGAGGUGGGCCUGAAGCUGGAGAGGGCGCUACUGUUCAAGGUACUGGCGGACAGACUGGGUGUGCCUUGCGCGCUUGUGCGCGGCCAGUACGCGGUGGCCUGGAUAGAAGUGGAGGUGCCUCCAAUUGCCGGCGACCCCUACCCGGAUCUGCCCACCGAGAAGGUGAUCACCAACCACCUCGUCGACCUGGUCACCAGGCCCGGGAGGCUGGUAGCCCUCAACUGUCAAGAGGCCAGCAUCUACUGCGGCGAUCCCAUGCCUGGAGUCAUCGACCGUCUGCCGCGCUACAUCUCCCAGAAGAAGCCAGCUUGGAUGGUGGAGAAGGAGGAAGCUGAGGAAAUCGCUCGUCAUAUUGAAAUAUACUAAUGAUUGUUUUUAAAAAA